Messenger RNA from Hemicordylus capensis (graceful crag lizard), 1944 nucleotides. RefSeq names its product cAMP-dependent protein kinase inhibitor alpha (gene PKIA). Gene Ontology annotation, molecular function: cAMP-dependent protein kinase inhibitor activity. The record is from RefSeq and is a predicted model, not a curated record. Bases 309 to 539 code for a protein of 76 amino acids. The transcript has 3 exons. Gene Ontology annotation, cellular component: cytoplasm; nucleus. Gene Ontology annotation, biological process: negative regulation of cAMP-dependent protein kinase activity. NCBI's taxonomy places the organism in Eukaryota, Metazoa, Chordata, Lepidosauria, Squamata, Cordylidae.
GGAGCCGAAUGCGGUGAUCCGGCAGGCGAGCGAGCGAAGGGAGGAGGAGCGGGAUGACUUCAUGCAGCCGGAGCGCUGCGAAUUUGGGAUCAGCAGCUGCAGCUGGAUGCUGGCGGCCGGUGGGGUGAAUGACAGCGGGAGAGACAUCCGGACGUCUGCCCAGCGCAGCCCCCGCGCCGUCCUAAAACUGCCGCCGCCCGGGCUUGCUGGGGCGGAGGGUUGCUGAAAAGCAGAGGAGGCAUCCGCCAGGAGGAAGAUGCGUUGAAUCGGCCGUCGGGAAGGUAUUGCUAUGUGGAUACUUGUUAGCAAUGACUGAUGUGGAAUCUACAUAUGCAGAUUUUAUUGCUUCUGGAAGAACUGGGAGAAGAAAUGCCCUUCACGAUAUCCUUGUGUCCUCUGCGAGUGGGAAUUCUAGUGAACUAGCCUUGAAAUUAUCAGAACUUGAUAUAAACAAACCUGAAGGGGAAGGAGAUGCACAGAGGAAUCCCACUGAGCAAACUGGGGAGGCCCAGGGGGAAGCAGCAAAGCAAGAAAGCUGACAUCUCACUUUGACUGACAGCAGCAACUGGGAGAUGCUUUCCAAUGGCAAGAGCCUGUUGGGGAAAACUCGUAUCUUGCAAAUGCACUAACAAACAACAGCAAAAUGGACGGGUCUCGUUACUGGAACCUGCAAAGUGCAGUGCUAAAAAUGGGAGAGCAGGUUGUAGCAGCAGACAGAACUUCCUCUACCUCCGUUAGUAAUGGCUGAUACUUAGUUGCUGAUUUCGAGACUUUCAGCGGAUGGAUCUCAUCAGAAGAAUGACCACUCAGUGAAAUGCCCAUAGGAAGUAGAGCAAACUAGAUCUUGUAGCAAAUGGCCUUCAACUUAUCAGAGGCUUGAAUGGCAUUGUAUGACAAUGGCUUCAGUGAUCUUCAGAGGUUGUCUGGUUAGAGUGUUCACCUAUUAAAACACCUGUAAGGGAAGCAUUGGGUUUAAAAAAAAACAACAACCUCUGCUUCUGUGUUCAGCUCUGUUACUUACAAUGUUUUAUAUUGUACAAUUUAGAUGCUCCACACUGCCCCAUCUCAAAAUGCUUACGAAGGCAACUUCUGUGACUGUGAAUUUUUUUACCACUUGUUUUGAAAGGGCUAGGAGUUUAUUUUUGUUCUUGCAUAGAGUGGUGGUGUGUACACGAUAGAUUAUAAAGUCGACUUCUACAUGGAUUAAACUCCUUAAACUAAUUAUUCAUCAGAAUUCUUUCAGUUACAAGAUGUACAUCAAACAUAACUAACAUACAGUCUGGUGUGUCUUGUAUUUUCCGAGUACAGUUAGGUCACUUUUGCCUGUAGUCAGUUCGGAAACCAAGAUUCUUUUUGAAUCUUUUCAUCUUUUCUUUAAUAUCCUUUAAGGAUUUUUUUUUUCAUUUUUUUUAAAAAUUCAUUUUAUUAAUGCUGUAGUUUUAAGAGUACAUCUUGAAGGGAGAAAUGUAUUGGGAGAGAGAGAUGAAUAGAGUAGAAAACUAAGGAACUGGUAAAUACCUGAAGGUGAAGCAUAUAUUUACGACGAUGUUUAGAAUUGGGAUAUUCUUACUGAACAAUAGCUGAGAUUGUAGAGAGAAAUGGAUAUUCCUGUGGCAAUCAAGUGGACACCAAUCACAGAGCUGUGCCCCCCGCACAAGCCCUAAUGUUUUCUUUAUUAAGGAAAGCGAUGUCCUUUUUUUUUCUUUCAAAUGUUAUGCACUUUUUAAAUGUUUGUAAACUUUACUAAAGGAUUAGUGUAAUUUUGCUUUCUAGUAAAUUUGAAUGUUGGUUAAUGAAACAUCCUUUAUCAUUGUGGCCACAGCUGUUGUUUCUACAAAUAUAUGUAUUGUGGUUGUCACAUAGACUUCUUUUGUGAGAUGUGUAAACUCUAAUCAGUAUUGAGUUCAGUUAUUAGUGUUAAUAAUAAAUAACAAACCAGCAGUA